Myxocyprinus asiaticus (Chinese sucker) is the source of this 3905-nucleotide messenger RNA. It is a transcript of the gene prkg1l, whose product is annotated as protein kinase cGMP-dependent 1, like. The transcript is spliced from 20 exons. NCBI's taxonomy places the organism in Eukaryota, Metazoa, Chordata, Actinopteri, Cypriniformes, Catostomidae. Gene Ontology annotation, molecular function: cGMP-dependent protein kinase activity; ATP binding. Gene Ontology annotation, biological process: protein phosphorylation. The record is from RefSeq and is a predicted model, not a curated record. The coding region runs from base 128 to 2176 and encodes 682 amino acids.
AAAUCUUUAUCCACUGACUGGGUUCCUUCACUAUUAGAAAAGCUGUUCAGCCCCAUCAUUCCAGAGGGACAAUCGCCUUUGCCUUGUGUGUGAUCCCCAUGUUUUCUGCCCGUGUCAUUCAGGGCUCAUGGGUACGCUCCGAGAUCUUCAGUUCGCGCUGCAGUUGAAGAUAGAGGAGUUAAGGCAGAGAGAUGCUCUUAUCGACGAGCUGGAGCUUGAACUGGACGCUAAAGACGAUCUCAUACGCCGCCUGCAGGGGGAGCUCGACCGUCUGCGGCUCACUGUCAACACCGUCUCGGCAUCUCCUGCAGGUCAACAGCGUACUUCUUCUCUGAGAGGGAGGAGACAAACCCUGGUAACAGAGCCCAUUAAUGUGGAGCCAGAACUUCUUACAAAAAUCUUACAAAACCCUCCAAUCAGCUACAGCAAGAGUCAAGAGUCACAGAGGCUGAUAGAGGCAGCUUUAGCAGAGAGUGAGUGCAUGAAAUAUCUAGACAGGGAUCAGAUGCUGAGUCUGGUGGAUUCUGCCUAUCCUACAACAUUUAAAGAGGGUGUUUGUGUUAUUCAGGAAGGUGAUGGUGGAUCCCAGGCUUAUAUAGUUGAAGAGGGAAAGCUGGAGGUAUCCAGGGCUGGACAGAGGCUGCACAUCAUUGAGCCAGGGGUGAUGUUUGAAGAACUUGCUCUCAUUCAUAACCACACCUGCUCCACUACUGUCACAGCUCUUGUGAACAGCAGGUUAUGGGUGAUCGAGGGUCAGGUGUUUCAGAAAGCCAUGCUGAGGAACAGUCUGAUCGCAGUCACUCAGUUCCUGCACUUCCUGUGCAGUGUUCCACUGCUCUCUACAUUACCAGAGAAUAUUCUCAUGAAAGUGUCUGAUGCACUGGAAGAGUCUCACUACGGUGAAGGUGAUUAUAUAAUUCGAAAUGGCAUUCCGGGAGAUACAAUCUUCAUUGUGAGUCAAGGCCAGGUGACAGUAUUAGAGAAACAAGCUGCCUUUGAAGAGAGUGUGUUUGUGUCUGUCCUUACCAGAGGAGACUGUUUUGGGGAGAGAGCUUUAAAAGGGGAGGACAUGAGGUCGAUGAGUGUGGUCGCUGCAAGCGAUGUGACAUGUCUGGUCAUAGACAAAGAGUUUUUCAAAAAAGUAUCUGGAAGCUUGGACGAGGUUAGAAAACAUCAGAGCAACAAGCUUAGACCAAAGGCAGAGGAAGACGAGACUGCAUUUGGUGAAAUGUCUCUUAGCAGUUUUCUGGUGUUGCGUAAUCUGGGGGAAGGUCAGUACGGUCACACUCAACUGGUCCAUUUGAAGGGUGACCCCAGUUGCAAGUUUGCAUUAAAGACAAUAAGAAAGCAGGCGAUAAAAAGCCCAGGCCAAAGAGAGAGAAUCCUUGCAGAGAAACACAUUGUGAUGGAUCUCCAAAGUCCAUUCAUAAUAAGGUUGCACUGUACUUUUAAAGAUGCUAGAUGCCUUUACAUGUUGAUGGAGGCUUGUGAAGGUGGAGAUCUGUGGAAUUUAGUGAAGGAGAGGGGUUCACUGGAAGAAGAUGCUGUUCGUUUCUACACAGCAUGUGUGCUAGAAGCUGUUGGUGUUUUACACAGCAAAGGCAUUAUUCACAGAGACCUCAAACCAGAGAAUGUGCUACUGGACCAGCGAGGAUAUGCUAAACUGACAGGGUUUGGUUCUGCUAAGAAGCUUGGUUCUCUAUGCAGGGCCUGGUCAUUUUGUGGGUCUGAUGGUUAUCAGGCUCCAGAGGUCAUUCUCCAUAAAGGUCACGGCUUGUCAGCAGAUCUCUGGGCUGUAGGGAUAUUGGUGUAUGAGCUGCUUAAUGGCAGUCCUGUGUUCUCUGGCUCAGAGCAGCUGAAGGUUUACACAGCCGUUUUGAAGGGAAUAGAUGAGGUAGAGUUCACCAAAACCAUCAGUAAGACUGCAGCUCAUCUCAUCAACAGCCUCUGCAGACACAACCCCACAGAGAGACUGGGCCAGAAGAACGGGGUCAAGGACAUCUGCAAACACAUGUGGUUUGAAGGGUUUGACUGGGACGGACUUCAGAAGGGCACAGUGACUCCACCAGUGAUACCUAACGUUCCCACUGUUUUAAAUCAUGGAGGAUUGUCUUCCCCAGCAGAAAGCCACAUGGACGCACCUGUGGAUGAUUCAGAUUGGGACAUAGACUUUUGAUUUGUAACAUGGUCUAUUAUAAAUGAUGCACACUGGAAAACAUAUUGGAGUUUAUUUUGCAUAGAAUUUUGUUCAUAAUCAAUCUAUUGAUUGUAAGGUGAGAGUACACAGCUCCUGGACUUAAUAAUCAAUACAUUGCACCUUACAUUAUUCUUUUAUUACAAAUACAUUAUGAUUUAACCAUACACUCACCGAGCACUUUAUUAGUAACACUAUGGUCCCGACAUGGUCUUCUGCUGUUGUAGCCCAUCUCCUCAAGGUUCGAUGUGUUGUGCAAUCUGAGAUGCUAUUAUGCUCACCACAAUUGUACAGAGGGGUUAUCUGAGUUACCGUAGCCUUUCUGUCAGCUCAAACCCAUUUUGCCAUUCUCCGUUGACCUCUCUCAUCAACAAGGUGUUUCUGUACGCAGAACUGCCCCUCACUGGGUGUUUUUUGUUUUUGGCACCAUUCUGAAUAAAUUCUAGAGACUGUUGUGCAUGAAAAUCCCAGGAGAUCAACAGUUACAGAAAUACUCAAACCAGCCCGUCUGGCACCAACAAUCAUGCCAUGGUCUAAAUCACUGAGAUCACAUUUUUUCCCCAUUCUGAUGGUUGAUGUGAACAUUAACUGAAGCUCCUGACCCAUAUCUGCAUGAUUUUAUGCAUUGCACUGCUGCCACAUGAUUGGCUGAUUAGAUAAUCACACGAAUAAGUAGGUGUACAGGUGUUCCUAAGUGUUCGGUGAGUGUAUAUGCACUUGAAAACCUAUCUUGUUUUACCACCAAAAAACAAUCAUAUUAAACAAUGUUUUGAGCAUACCCUAGUGAAAACAUCCAUAAAGAAUGUAAUAAGAAAUUUGUACAGGCAUCUUAUUGGAAUCAUGAUUUGGAACCAAUCCUAAAGAAUACUAAUUGGGAUGUUUAAUUGGGACAAAACUUAGAACACAUAGUUACCAAUGCAAACCUAUGAUUACCAAUAAGAUCAAGUUCCUGUAGUUAGUACAUCAAAAAUAAUUGAAUAUCCUUUAGGUCACAUUGUGAUUUCCUGUUAACUGUUAUCAUUUUGAAAUAAAACUGUAUAUGUAGGGUUCUGUUAAAGAUUGCACAGUAACGCUGACUACCACCUCUGGAGUCGCGAGUUCGAAUCCAGGGCGUGCUGAGUGACAACAGUCAGCCUUCCUAAGCAACCAAAUUGGCCCGGUUGCUAGGGAGGGUAGAGUCACAUGGGGUAACCUCUUUGUGGUCGCUAUAAUGUGGUUCUCGCUCUCGGUGGGACACGUGGUGAGUUGUGCAUGGAUGCCGCGGAGAAUAGCGUGAAGCCUCCACAUGCGCUAGGUCUCCGCGAUAACGCGUUCAACAAGCCACGUGAUAAGAUGCGCGGAUUGACGGUCUCAGACGCGGAGGCAACUGAGAGUCAUCCUCCACCACCUGGAUUGAGGUGAGUCACUACGCCACCAUGAGGACUUAGAGCGCAUUGGGAAUCGGGCAUUCCAUUGCACAAUAUCCAAUAGAAUCACAUAAAAUUCUACAGGAUAAACUGAAAACUUCCAAUACCAUUUUUUUUUUUUUUUUGACCAUGCAGCAUGAUUACUUGAGUCCAUGUUGCUGCACAAAAAAGGACUACAAUUUCAACACUUUGGAACUAUUAACCAGCAAAUGAAAAAUACAGUGGAAGCAUGUUAUUUGAUUUCAGAUGAAGCAAAAGUUUGAUUGUCUCUAUAUACUGUAGAUUCAAAUGUGAUGAUAAUUAAU